AUUUCUUUGAAACCUUCAGCACUCAAGAUCCAGCCAUCUCAAGGUCCCAACAUCAUGACCUCAGUUCCAGCACAAUUGUUCCUAGUCCUCUUUUCACUGCUUUUGGGGCUGCCUGCUGUUGAAGCAGUAGAAGCUGGAGAUGCAAUCGUUCUUUUCUUAGGUGUGGUUCUCUGCAUUACAGGCAUUUGUGCUUGUUUGGGGGUAUAUGCAUGAAAGAGAAAUGGAGAGGUGUGACUUCGAAGGGCCUCCAGAAUCAAGUCUUGCCCUGAAAACAUUUGAGCUCUUCAGGUUAAAAACUGAGCUUUGGUGUCUGAAAGUUCCCAAGAAACAGUACACAGGGUAAUUUUAAAUUCUUAAGUUUCCCUAUA
This is a messenger RNA of Eptesicus fuscus (big brown bat), 368 nucleotides long. RefSeq names its product small integral membrane protein 30-like. The transcript has a single exon. NCBI's taxonomy places the organism in Eukaryota, Metazoa, Chordata, Mammalia, Chiroptera, Vespertilionidae. Bases 55 to 213 code for a protein of 52 amino acids. The record is from RefSeq and is a predicted model, not a curated record.